Messenger RNA from Zychaea mexicana, 366 nucleotides. RefSeq lists its product as uncharacterized. The annotation marks the transcript as partial. The record is from RefSeq and is a predicted model, not a curated record. The transcript is spliced from 2 exons. Lineage: Eukaryota; Fungi; Mucoromycota; Mucoromycetes; Mucorales; Lichtheimiaceae.
GCCAAACUUUUACUUGCAUGUCGCACAACACUCGGCGUUGGCUCUAUUGUUUGGUUACCUAUGACCCGCCACCAACGCAGUCGUCUACUUUGCUGGCGCCUAGGGUGGAUGCCCAAUGGACGUGCCGCUGCUAUCUUGCCGCAACUGCCCAGAACACCGCACCUAUCCCGCAUGCAUGUAAUCCUCUGUCUCCAGGCACAUGCACAUGUCAGGCUCAAUACUCCAUCUAUUGUGCUUGAUCCAAUAUCGUUUGUUCUCUACUCGUUCCCAAAGGCACGACCAACCAACGCGUCCAAAAAGCAGUUUUGGAAGAACAUGUGGCAGCAACUGACGACUCUGUUAGCGGAUAUCGACGCCCUUUGCCAC